GCGCCAGUCCCGCACCCAGUGAUCGCCAAGGUCGUCGACUGCGCUGGCCGCGCAGGCGACGCCCGCAACCCGCUGGCGGUGCCGGCGCUGACGCUCCUCGGGACCCUUCUGGGUUUGCCGGGCGGCGCCGGCCACGCCGCGGCGGGCGCGGCCAUCGCGGCCAGGGCGCUGCCAGCGCUGGCGAAGGCCGUCCAAGACCCGCACGCCCCGGACGACGUCCAGGUCAAGGCCGCCUGGGCGCUGGCGAACGCGGCGCGGGGCACGGGCCCGCAGGCCCAGAAGCUCGCGGAG
This is a messenger RNA of Prorocentrum cordatum, 291 nucleotides long. Lineage: Eukaryota; Dinophyceae; Prorocentrales; Prorocentraceae. The record is from the annotation of a GenBank genome assembly.